Messenger RNA from Linnemannia hyalina, 1773 nucleotides. The record is from the annotation of a GenBank genome assembly. NCBI's taxonomy places the organism in Eukaryota, Fungi, Mortierellomycota, Mortierellomycetes, Mortierellales, Mortierellaceae.
AUGUCUGACAGGGAGAUCCUACCCUGUGAAGGCAUCACAGUCCUUCGGCUCGGUUUCCUCGACCCAGUCCUCACAUUCCUCAAACGCCUCGACCGCACAGACUCUCCUGAAACCCCUUACCUUACAGCCCUAUCAGCAACCCUCCGUAGAAACCAACAGGAGCUCGAGCCAUCCCUCAUGGGGGUCCAUCCUUGUCUCUUCUCUCAGGAACACGACACCGAAGACAGCAAACUCCAUAUGGUCACACUCGCCCGGUCUUGCUGGCAAUUGGUCCUCAACAACCCGCAGCUUCAGGAACUGGAUAUGGGACCCUUUGGGUUCCACGAGGAUACCUUUAUGGUCUCGGGCGAGUUUCUGAAGGCCACUCUCGCGUCACGUCGACGACUGCGGGCGGUCCGAAUCGGCGUUGAAAAGACGGCGGAUUUUUUGGUCAGUCUCCCGACGACGCUGCCGCAUCUGGAGAUGCUCUGGCAUUAUGACAAGUCUCCUGAAGGGUUUGAUGCACUGGUCGAGGUCGUUGCCAAAGCUCACGGAUCAAAAACUGUGGAUGGAGGGAAGGAAAUUAUAGGAGGUGUGUCAAGCGACAGUGAUGGGACUGAAAGGAUGCCGAAUCUUCGACUGCUCGACAUUGUGGCACCAACUCAACCUCGUCACCUGAAAGCCAUCUUUACCAGCUUCCCUAGCCUGGCGAUGCUGUCAAUUGGAAAAAUCAGUCCGGACAACAAUGGCGCCAGACGCGGGAACACGGCUGUGACCGAAGCCGUUCUGGAUAGAACAGUACCAACGUCAGCACAGGAACAAGCACCAUCUCUGCGAGAGCUUCACGUCGCCCGAUGGGACUGUCCCCCAACCAUGCUCAGCAACAUUAACAUCCGCCUCAACUUUGUUACAAGACUCAACCUCCAACUCAUCAGUGGCUACAGAAAUCUCUUCGACCUCCUGCGCACCUUCCCAGUCCUCCAAGAGCUUCAACUCAAAAAAGUCCAUGACCCCGUUGAGGAAGCAGAAGUCAACUACAAAAUCGAGCCAUCCUUCCCGACUCUCAAAUCCAUCCGUCUCGCCAAAGAUGCCUUUCCGACCGCUCAACGCCUCAACGGUCUGCUCUCGAUCCUCCCGAAUCUGGCGGAAGCUAACCUCUACACCGUCUACUCUGAGACCUUGGCGAUCAUUGCUAAACACUGCGCCCAGAUUGAGAUAUUGGAAUUCACGAACGAGUCCGAAAAUGUCUCUCAACUAGGCCUUCUUCUCACCGGUUGCACCAAACUCAAGAGCUGUGUCGGCCCAGGACUUCAAAUCCCAUACACAGACAUCCUCGACACGCCCUGGGUCUGCAGGGGUCUCCAAAAGCUCGACUGUGCAAUCACGGGAACACCUAACCUCACCAAGGACGAACAGACCUCGAUCAAAUACAUUCGGAACGAGUUCUCUCAAAACAUCACCUUCCCGCCCACGUUCGACAUGCCGCGCGUCGCAAAAUGGGAUCCAUCCUAUGCAAACAAGGAUACCUGGGACAUGUGGCAUGCCAAUGAGAAGAGCGCCUUUAGAAAGUACAAUUCUCUUAAGUAUGUCCUCUGUAACGUCUUUGACUGUGUCACAAAGUACACCGACCUCGACACGGUCCAGCAAGAUCGGACGACUCUAUCGUCGUGUACUCAGACGCUAUGGACUUCCUCGAAGCGGGGUCGACCUGUUAGUUCUAUGGGUCGCUCACUCAAGGCAACUUCUCGUGUCCUGUCUGAAGGCCAAGCCCGCUGGGUCCACCUUCCCUCUUAA